AUGACUCAAACCCUAACUCAGCGCCUUGGACUCCUCGACUUUCCAGGGUCAGCAUUGUUCAUUCCAUCGCUGACGUCGUUCCUUAUCCCAGUAACCUGGGGUGGCGUGCAAUACCGUUGUGAUAGUUGGCGCACUCUAAUACCUUUGAUAUUUGGAGCAUUGGGCCUCGGUGCAUUCGGGAUAUACGAGUUCUUUGUCGGGUCAUGGUCUGUGAAGAAAUCCGUACUUAUACCCCCAAAUGUCUUCCAAAAUCGCUCCGUUGGUAUUUUGUAUGCCGGUAGCGUUUUUCAUGGCCUCAUUUUAUACAGCAUGGUGUACUAUUUACCAGAGUACUUCCAGGCAGUGAGGAACUAUACACCAUUACUAUCGGGAGUAUUAGGCCUCCCACAAACAGCAACUAUCGUCCCUUUCUCGGUAGCUGUCGGUGUUGUAGUUGGGAAAGCUGGUAGGUACCGCUGGGCAAUAUGGUCCGGCUGGGCACUCAGCUAUCUUGGGCUGGGUCUUCUCAUUCUUUUAAAGGAACAUACAACCAUAGUACAAUGGGUAUUCCUUGGUGCGGUGUCGGGCUUUGGCAUUGGUUUGCUCUUCCCCUCUGUCCCUUUGGCAAUUCAAGCAUCAGUGCCACAAGAGGAUGUUGCCAUGGCUGCCACCCUAGUGCAGUUUUUCCGGUUCUUAGGGCAGACCCUCGGGGUCGCAAUUGGAGGAGCAGUUGUCAACAAUCAGCUGAGGAGAAAUUUGAUAAAAGCAGGUUUAACAGAGCAACCAGCCUCACUUAUUAGGCUUAUAAGAAUACUUAGGGGCCUUCCUGUUAACGCACCUUUAACCAUUGCCCUGAAGCAUGCCAUGUCAAAGUCGUUUCGGACCAUUUGGAUUGUUAUGUGCGCAUUGUCCGCAGUGAAUCCUUUGCUCGGUUUUUUGAUUGCAGAAUAUAGCCUGAAUCAAGAGCACAAGACAGAGCAGCAAUUCAUGCCUGAGAGGACUGACAGCCCAGCCAAAGAUCCUGGGGGUGUACCCUGA
Molecule: messenger RNA, 1017 nt
Organism: Nannizzia gypsea CBS 118893
Lineage: Eukaryota; Fungi; Ascomycota; Eurotiomycetes; Onygenales; Arthrodermataceae
Exons: 1
Coding region: 1-1017 (338 amino acids)
Biological process (GO): transmembrane transport
Molecular function (GO): transmembrane transporter activity
Source: RefSeq, a predicted model, not a curated record